Messenger RNA from Vollenhovia emeryi, 2243 nucleotides. RefSeq names its product BUD13 homolog. The record is from RefSeq and is a predicted model, not a curated record. Bases 465 to 2141 code for a protein of 558 amino acids. The transcript is spliced from 6 exons. Gene Ontology annotation, biological process: mRNA splicing, via spliceosome. Gene Ontology annotation, molecular function: RNA binding. Gene Ontology annotation, cellular component: RES complex; U2-type spliceosomal complex. Lineage: Eukaryota; Metazoa; Arthropoda; Insecta; Hymenoptera; Formicidae.
CGAAGUUAGGUUAGGUUAGGUUACGUUGUCAGCUGUGCACGAAAGUGUUUUGGAAUGCGAUACACAUGAGCGGAUUAAACAUAAUGUUAACACGUUCAUAUCAUCGCAAAUUACCUUUUACACUUUUUUACAUGAAAUUAUUGAAUACUUUUUAAGCAAAACUACCCAGGCAGCAAAAUGUCAGCAGAUUGGCAGCAAAUGUAUCGGAAACUCAUACCAAAAACCAUUAGCCAUCUGUGUCCGCAUUUGGCUUUUGUCUUGGCAACAGAGUCUGUAAAACAUACGCUGUCAACAGAUUGUCGGCAGAAACCGAGCAGGUCCUGUUACGUGAGCAGAUUAUAUCAGUUCCUGUGUGCAAUCUGUAGUCCUUCUGCCUUCAGUAGUUGGCAUUUGAUGAAAUCUGUCCUGACAGAGUUUGGCUACCUGGAGUAAAAAUUAUAGACGAUGAUAUAGACUUGAAGAAUAUGAGACCCGUCGAAGAGGGUGAAUUCGAUAUCCUUUUAGACGGGGAGGACGCCCCUCAAAUUGCUGGUAUAGUUGACGAACGUGGACCGGUCGAUUUCACAGAUAAGAAAAGGUGGAAAAUUAUAACCGAGAAUGACGAAGGCGACUUAACUAUUAUUAAUCGUGCUGUCGGUCAAGAGAAAAGAGAUUGUGACGAGACAAGUGUCAAGUGGACCAAUGACGAUCCGAGUCCACCUAGGGCCAGGCAUUCCAAAACUAAACAUAUGGACUCGAGUCCUCGUGGACGAUCUAAAGAUGACAGUUCGGGUCUGAGUCCACCUAGACCUAAGCAGUCUAAAAAUAAACGUGCGGAUGUGAGUCCGGACGAACGGUCGAAAGACGAUAGUUCCGAUCUGAGUCCACCUAGACCUAAGCGUUCUAAAGACAAGCACGUCGAUUCAAACUCGGGCAGACGACCUAGGAACGACGAUUCAGAUUUGAGUCCACCUAGACAAUCGAAGAACUACGAUUCGGAUUUGAGUCCACCUCGACAGUCCAGAAACAAUGAUUCUCACUUGAGUCCGCCCAGGAAGCCGAAAAAUUAUGACUCGGAUUUAAGUCCGCCUAGAAGUGCGAAACAUCGGACUUCGGCACGCGGUACAUCUGGACGAAGCUACCGAGGUUCAGGUAACAGAGACAGCGAUUCGGAUCUUAGUCCACCUAGAAAAGGUCGCAAGCAGAGUCUAGAUACCGAUUUGUAUGAAAGCAGAAAAAGUAUGAAGGGCAGAGAUUCGGAUGUAAGCGCAUCUCGGCGUAACGAGCACCGGUCUCGGAGAGACAAUUCGCCACGUUCCAUUUCGCGUAGAGACGACAGGAGGCACGAUCACCAUGAUAAAAAAAGUUCAUCCAGGCCAGACAGAUCAAGCCGGGAUAAGCGGGAGAAGAAGUAUGAAGAUAGAGAUCGUAACUCCCGAUCGUACUCGGAUACGCGGGCAAGAAGGAAAAAGACGCGGUGGGACGAGGAGACGGACGAUGCCGAACGCGGGCACACGGGGACUCAUUCCAGAAAUCACGACGGUCUACCGACAAAGACGCUGGACGGGAAAGUAGCAGGGUUCCAAGCUGCGAGAGCAUUGCGAGAAGAAACCGAGGCCUAUAAACGGCAAGAGGCAGAGCACUUUAACAAGCUGAGUAAAGAGAUCACCGGAGAAGGACAAGCCACGAUUGUGCGUGACAAAACGGGGAGAAAGCGCAAUCUAGAAGCGGAGGCGGUGGAAAAACGGGAACAGGAAACGAAGCAACGGGAGAUCGACGAGAAGUACGCCAAAUGGGGCAAAGGCCUGAAACAAGUGGAGGACCACGAGGAUAAAUUAAAGAGCGACUUGUACGAGAUGCACAAGCCUUUGGCGAGAUACGCGGACGACGCGGAUCUAGAUAAAGAAUUGAGAGAACAGGAGAGGGAGGGCGAUCCUAUGCUGAAGUACAUAAAGCAGAAGCAGAUAAAGGAGGGGAAAAGAAAGCCAGAUUCCCCGCAAUAUCAAGGCUCGUACGCGCCAAAUCGAUUCGGCAUUAAGCCCGGUCAUCGAUGGGACGGGGUCGAUAGAAGUAACGGGUACGAGAAGAAGUGGUUCGAGGCACAAAAUGCGAAAGUAGCGCUGCAAGAAGAUGCCUAUAAGUGGAGUACAGCCGACAUGUGAUCAUGUUCACACAUGUUACUAUAUAACAGAAGUUUCCGAUUCUAUUUCCAUCGAUCGUUAGUAAAGAAGAGUUAAUAAAGAAGAUUUUAAAUAUUUCGAUAA